Messenger RNA from Vespa mandarinia (Asian giant hornet), 1640 nucleotides. RefSeq names its product splicing factor 45 (gene Spf45). The record is from RefSeq and is a predicted model, not a curated record. Lineage: Eukaryota; Metazoa; Arthropoda; Insecta; Hymenoptera; Vespidae. Gene Ontology annotation, cellular component: precatalytic spliceosome. Gene Ontology annotation, biological process: alternative mRNA splicing, via spliceosome; mRNA cis splicing, via spliceosome. Gene Ontology annotation, molecular function: RNA binding.
UCAAAAUCGUUGGGAGUAUAUCGAAAAAAUAGCGAAAUAUCUUUAUAUUGAUAAAUCUAGAUGAUUUAUAAAUUGUAUCUUAUAAAUAUUAUGAAUGUUUAUUUUAAACCGGAGGAUUUAAUAAAGUUAUUAAAUAGAUAUAUGUAUUAGUGUUUUGAUGCACUUAAAGGUUAUGUUAUCAUACUUAUAUUUUUAAUAUUUAGUAUUGUGUAAAUUGCUAUUGAUACAUAAAUAAGAAUCAUACAAUGUCUUUGUACGAUGAUUUUGAUAAACAUCGAACUUCUGAAAAAGUUGCCGGAUGGUCGUCCGGUAUAAAAUUGUUACAAUCGCAACUUCAAUUAAAAAAAGCUGCAACUACACAGCCAAAACGUGAACAGUAUAGAAAAGCUACUGCUGUAUUAGCACCAGUUAUAGAUUUGAAAUCAAAGACUAGAGAUAUUGAGAAGGAUGAUGAUGGUUUACAUAAUAAUCCACUUACAACAAAUAAUACAGGUAGUAUUGGAAUUGGUAGUGAAUUUGACUGGAAUGUUAUAAAUGAAUAUGAUCCUAUGUGGCCUAAUGAGUACGAAAAAGUAGUCAAAGAAUUACGUGAUAUUCGAGAUAGAGAACAUGAUCAAGAAACUGAAAUGCGUAAAAGACGGCGUGAUAAUACACGUUUUGAAGAUACACAAGCAACAGGAAAUAAUACUUUAGUACCUCCAGAAAGAGACGAAGAACGUACUCCAACAUCUAGGGGCAUAGCUGGUGGUGCUGCUAUAGCACCUCCUCCUUCGUUACAAGAAUGUUCUGAACUUUCAGCAUCAUCGCCAUCACCAAGACAGCCUUCUAAUUUAGGUUAUGCUACAUCAUCUGUCGCUGCCAAAAUUAUGGCUAAAUAUGGUUUUAAAGAAGGACAAGGCUUAGGUAAAAAAGAACAAGGUAUGUCUGUAGCAUUACAAGUAGAGAAGACAAGUAAACGAGGUGGCAGAAUUGUUGGAGAAAGAGAACAGCUUAUGCCACCACCACCUCCAGUUUCAAUGUCUCCACCACCUCUACAGCAGCAGACAUCACAGCCACAGCCUUCGCAAGAAGAACCAAGUAUUACAGAAAUCAUGAAAUCACCAAGCAAAGUUGUAUUGCUACGUAAUAUGGUUGGACCAGGAGAAGUAGAUGAUGAUCUAGAACCAGAAGUGAAAGAUGAAUGUAAUACAAAAUAUGGUGAUGUAGCACGUGUAAUUAUUCAUGAAGUUAUUGAAGCAACUCCAGAGGAUGCAGUUCGUAUUUUUGUAGAAUUUAAAAGAAUAGAAAGUGCUAUUAAGGCUGUCGUUGAUUUAAAUGGACGAUUCUUUGGGGGUAGACAAGUUAAAGCAGGUUUUUAUUCUAGUGAAAAAUUAGACAGUUUGCAAUUAAUGGAUUAAUGAUAAGAAUAUUGAACAUAGAAAUUAUACUAAUAUAUACUAUAUUAAUUCUUUAUUGUCGAACUUAAACUAUUUCACCCGUUCGAAAAUGCGAACGAAAAUAAUUCCGACUAACGGUAUUACUAUGCCUACAACUAUUACGACAAAAAUGAGUUAAUAUCCAGUUGAAUCCUAAUAUUGUUUAAUGUCUUUUGUUUACGUUUUGAAGAAAAAAAAAAUGGAAAUCAUAAAAAUGGAAUUUAC